CCACCUUCCGGCCGAAUGCAGCUGAGAUUUGGCUCCAGCACCCUCGCGACCCCGUAAGGGACAAGCGGUAGACAAUGAUGGAUGGACAUUUACAAAAGUGGGUUGUUUUUUAUUUUAUUGUUAUUUUCUUUAGAAAAAUCUUUAUUUAUAAUGUUUAACAUUUACAAACAAGCAAAGAAACAAUAAUAAUCAAAACAAGUACAGAAACAGUACAAAAACAGAACAAUACAGCGCCAGGGGCAAAAGAGAAUGUUUUGUUGGUUUCCGACAAAUAAAGUUGUCGCGAAUGACGUCACUUCCGGUGACGCGCGGUUCUGCGAUUGUCCCUAAUGUGUUGCCGUAGUUUGUCCCUAUGGCUUCCUCGUAGCGAAAAGCUAACACGCUUCUGACAGAAAUGGCACACAAAUAAGUUGUGUAAUAAUUAACAAGAUGACUGCGGAAAUAAUUUCGCUUCUGAAUGUGCUCACAAAACCUAGUAGUGAGGCAUCCGGGCUUGAUGCAAAGUUGUCGAAGGAAGAGGUGCUUCAAGCAGCACUGCUGGCCAACAGAGAUGCUCUCUUGGAGCGGCUGCACAGUGACAGCAGCUUGACGGAUGUGAGGCGUUUUAGAGAGGAGGUGCUGGCCGGGGCAAGAUGGUUCUUAAAUGACACCGAAGAUGUGAUGUGGUGCUUUGUCCAAGAGUGUCUCCUGUUGCUUCUCACCUUAGCACGCCACCUUUCUGCUGAACUUGAGCUUUUCAAUCGAACACAUUCUAGCCCUGCCACCAAACUACACACACCUGAGAUGGCGCCACCCUUACCUCCAGAUGUGCUCAGUGUCACCCAGCAGAAAACACUUGGCUCAGUUCUUCAGUUUGUGGUUUCUUUAGGGCUCUGCCCGUACUUGGCUCCCGGAGUAGGCGUACCUCUGGGUCACAGGUCAGCAUUUGGUGCAAUGCUGGAAAAAAUGAUAUGCUCUCAAGCAGCUGCCGUGGCGCAACGCCGGCUCCAGACCACGACAAAUGUCUUGUUGCAAUGUGCUGAGCAGUCAUCUCUCGCUACACUGGUUUUCACCCGGCACCUUGGAGAUGUGAUGGCCGCGCUCUGUCAGCUUGGUUACCAGCCACAGCUGUCCGAGGGGAGCACCACAAAGGAUGUUAAGGAGCUCCAUGAAGAGGAGGAACGCAGAAACUGCCAGGAGACUUUGAAAUGUCUUUUGGGGAAAGUCUAUCAGCCAGUUGUAAUCAAAGAACUCCUCAUAUUACAAGGUGGAAACAAACAGUCUGGGACAGUAGGAAGCUCCAGUGGUUCCAAAGACAGAAGAACUCCGAGCUGGCUAAGGCGACUAUGUGGUCAUUUGCUCUCUGAGCGUCUGAUGCAGCCGAAUGGGGUUCGGGCUGUCAUUAGGGCCAUCCUGGAGGGAGGAACAGGGGGUGAGUCAGACUGGAGGAAAUGUGACGGUAUAGCCAGGAUCCUGGCAGCAUGCCCCCAGCAGUCCACAUCAGCUGACACUUACUAUAGGCAAAUCUGUUCUCAGAUCCUGGAUCUCCUGCACCUUAAAGGCAAGCUUACAGCCCAGCAGUUCCAGCGAGUGGCCACUAGGACGGUUCUGUACUUGUUGCAAGAGAAGCCCACUUUUGCUCAGCCAUACUUUCUGGUUCCUCUGUUGAGUCCUCUCCAUCGCUGCAUUACUGCUGCUGAUGUUAACUGCCAAGUUGUUGUGGAGGAAUGGGAGCUGAUGCAAUGUGUGGAGGACAUCAACAAGAUCUGGGUGGUGGGCAACAUGCCGUCAACCCUCCUCCUCAAAGCGUUAGAAGAAGUUCUACCUGUUGUCUUCACACUCUUCUGUUUCACCAAGCAGAACGUCUCCAACCUACGAGUGCCAUGUCAGGAUAUUUUGCUGUGGUAUCUCAGCCACAUGGAGAGCUCCACAGCACUAUCAGUACUCAGGCAACUCUCAGGUCUUCAGGCGCAUGCUGAAGUAGCAGCAGGUUUUAGUUUCACCCCUGGCAGCUGUGGUGGAGUCCAACUUAGUUGCAGAGAUGACUGCAGCGAUGAAGAUAACGCUUUGUAUGAGAAGCUGUCUGGAGAGCAAUGGAGGUUGGAGUGUCUAACGGACCUGUUGGCUCAACUCAAAGAUAGUGAUGUGCCUGGAGACUUCUUCCUGGACUUGUUACAGGAGUUAACCAGGUGGACAACAGUAGCAGCAGAAGAAGAGGAGGAAGAUGGACAACAGUUAAACAUAUCAGCCAUGACGCUCCUGGAGGCGGAGCAGCAGGGCUGCGUCGCAAGGCAAGCCUACACACUUGCUUUGCUUCAAGUGCUGGCAAUAAUGGUGGAGACCCUGCAGCAUACUGUGCUGUUGAAAAAAAACAUACAGGUAGUCGGCUUUAUAGUAUCCCUGCUUGAAAGGGCUUGCAUUGGUCUGGAUCAGACUAGUUGUCUCAGUAUUGGAAAACCAAUAGAGAGCCAAACACUGACUAUGGGGAUGGGACUGGUGGCUACUCUGCUAUCUGAACCACAGCUCAGCGUGGAGCUCUAUUCCUCCAUGUCAAGGCUGCUCCAGCCACUGGGAACUCUAUCCCAGAAACACCCAGAGCUUUUCAUCCAAGAGCUGGCCUCCAACUUAAGAGCUGUCAUUGCUACCCAGGGUGCUUACCGUCCAGAUAACCUCUCUACUCGUGCUGCUCCAGGCUCCAAAGACAGUGGGAUGUCAUCAAAGGACAACUACAUGCCCAAUAAUAAGACAGAAACAAAGGAAUCACAGACUCUUUCUGUCAACCACGUGCACAAAAAUUCUGUUACCAGACAAUCAGCAUCCUUUGGGGACUCUGUGACAAGUCAAAUUUCACAUCCCUCGAAGAGAUUUUCUGAUUGGUUACUAGAGGCGUGUGACCCUGACAUUCCAACCAAAGCAUUUGCUCUAAGGACUUUAACCCAAAAGGUGCAAAGCAACGAUCCAGAGACUCUACAAGACGUGGAGAGAGUCCUUAUUCUCUUCCUUGAAAACUUGGAACAUGAGGAGUCUUUCAUCUACCUGUCAGCUAUUCAAGGACUUUCUUCUUUGGCUGAUUCCUACCCUGAAAGGAUCCUUAAAAGACUCCUGAGAGACUUUCAACAUGGUCCUUCACUCUCGACCUCCAACAAGUAUCAGUCCUUGGAGUUUCGCCUAAAAAUGGGCGAAGUCUUAAUGAGGGCAAGCAGAGCUAUGGGCGAUUUGGCGCCGCACCUGGGUCAUCCCCUGGUGGCUGUGUUCCUGAGAGGAACGAGAGACUCGGACCAAAGCGUCCGGGCCAGCAGUCUGUCUAACCUGGGGGAACUCUGCCAGAGAUUAGACUAUGCCCUCGGUCCACUGGCUCAGGAGCUGAGCUCCUGUUUAACUGCUGUGAUAAAAACCGAGAAGGAAGCAGAGGUGAGGCGAGCUGCAGUCCAUGUUAUUACCCAGCUGAUCCGAGGCCUUAGUCACAAAACCACUCAGGUCCUCAGGGAUGUUUUGUUGGAUCUGUACCGAGCGCUAAAGUGGGUGGUUCGCUCCGACCCAGAUGAGGUCACGGUGCUUCAUGCCCAGCUGGCUCUGGAGGAGCUAGACGCCGUUAUGAGAAGCCUCAUCUUUCCCAAGCAAAAGUUGGAAAAGAAGAUUGUUGUCCUGCCUUAAAACUGUUUUUGAAUUCUUAUGCUUCCAGCACCAGUUUUGCCUUAAGUUAUGUACAUUAGUAUCAUAGCAAAAAGUGGCCAGACAGAAGUACGUCUUUAGUAUUGCUGCGUGGUUUGCUUUGGAAUGAUGUAUUACCUACAAGCAUGCUUGCAAAAGUUGCAAACCUUUAAUCAGAAUUUACAGCAAUGACGUUGAAAUUUGCAAGUUUGUCUACAAAUAGAGCAUAAUUGUUGGGGGGAAACAUCAUGCAGAAUAAUCAUGACUAGGGAUGUCCGAUAAUGGCUUUUUGCCGAUAUCAAUAUUCCGAUAUUGACCAAACCCUUAAUUACCGAUACCGAUAUCAACCGAUACCAAUAUAUACAGUCGUGGAAUUAACACAUUAUUAUGCCUAAUUUGGACAACCAGGUAUGGUGAAGAUAAGGUCCUUUUAAAAAAAAAAUAAGAUAAGAUAAAUAAAUUAAAAACAUUUUCUUGACUAAAAAACAAAGUAAAACAAUAUAAAAACAGUUACAUAGAAACCAGUAAUUAAUGAAAAUUAAUCAAAUUAACUGUUAAAGGUUAGUACUAUUAGUGGACCAGCAGCACGCACAAUCAUGUGUGCUUACGGACUGUAUCCCUUGCAGACUAUUGAUAUAUAAUUUAGGAACCAGAAUAUUAAUAACAGAAAGAAACAACCCUUUUGUGUGAAUGGGGGAGGGAGUUUUUUGGGUUGGUGUACUAAUUGUUAGUGUAUCUUGUGUUUUUUAUGUUGAUUUAAUUAAAAAAAACAAAAAACUAUUACCGAUAAUAAGAAAAACGAUACCGAUAAUUUCCGAUAUUACAUUCUAAAGCAUUUAUCGGCCGAUAUUAUCGGACAUCUCUAAUCAUGACUAUACAGGGGUGUAUAUGUUUUGUAUAUUGGGCUGAAUAUACAAAAUGAAUACAAAUACCACAUAUUUUUGUUAAAAUAUUGUAUUUACAUCUAUUCAGGACAUUUCUCUGCUUUUCCUGAGGGUAUAGCAUCACCCCCACUUUUUUAGUGUUUCUCCACUGUUCAGUCAUUUUGAACAUAUUUAAAAUACAUUUUGUAUUGAAACUGUCUAAAUGUCAUAUCUUUGGGUGGGUUGGGAAGUCUUGAUCUGAGGAAGGGCUUUGUUUUAAUCAUACCCUCCAUUAUUUCUCUGGGUUUUGGGGGGUGUAGUUGUUGAGACGACAUAAGGAUAAGUUCUCAGAAAAGUAAGCAAUAUUAAAGAACAAAAACAUUGAACAAAUUACCUUUUCAACAUACAAAUUACCACCAUGCUGCAAAAAUGUACCAAACCAGGUGUUCAAAGUCACUCAUUUAAGUCUGCAAAACCUCACAGACAAACUAAACAUUUACGCUGAAGAUAUAACAAUUCUACCAAAAAAUAAAACAAUUACUCUCAAGGGACGUAUUUUAAAAAUUACACUGGCUAAAGCACAUUAAAGAUUUGUUUCUAAAGUUGCGAUGACAAAAUUCUGGGGAGUCUGUUUAAUGCUAAAGUGGAGAGCGACAACACUGCGCUAAAUAAACAUUCUCGAAUGACUUUUGGGGUUUGAACUGACUCAUGAGACAUUCCUUCUUUUGUCCUCCCAUCAUGCCGCUCGUCCAUGCAGUGAAUGAAGCGCAACCUCGCCUGUUCUCCCUCGGAGGGCAAACAUGGCAGUCUUCGGCCUCGUUUCCAUGGAUUUGUCCCUCAACACAGAAUCCAGGCUUUCUGCAGGCUUUUCAAAUGCAGACUCUUUCAGGCUGCUGGCAGAUUUAGUCCUCUCUAAAAUAUCACUAAACCCGGCUCUUAAAUCAAAGCUGUGUUCACAAUGGGGGUUUGCUAUUGUUCUGUUGGUUUGGAGCUACAGCUGACCACUUUAGCAGAUAUACACUUGCACUCAAAAUUCUUCAACCCAUUUUUAAAUUACAGUCAUUUUCAAAAUCUCCAACUAAUAAAAAAAAAAAAGUGACUACUCGUAUAUUAAAUGUGUUGAAGUAGUUCAAGUGGGUUUGUUUAUUCAAAUUACAGUAAGACUGAGACACAACAAAGUUCCAACUGUGGGUUUGUUUGCACAGAAGGACAAACUUCUAUGACCUCUGACCUUACAAGUAUUCUGCAUUAAUAGGAAAAAUUGUCAAUAAAAUUUCAGUGGCAAAAUAAAAUCCUUGUCUAUAUAGUUUAGUGCAGGCCUGGGCAAUUAUUUUGACUCUGGGCCAAAUUUAGAGAAAAAAAUGUGUCUGGGGGCCGGUAUAUCUAUUUAUAUAUCUAUGUAUACAUAUAUACACACACACACACACAUAUAUACACUACCGUUCAAAAGUUUGGAGUCACCCAAACAAUUUUGUGGAAUAGCCUUCAUUUCUAAGAACAAGAAUAGACUGUCGAGUUUCAGAUGAAAGUUCUCUUUUUCACAAAUGUGAUGCUCCAGAAACUCACUCUGCUCAAAGGAAGGUCAGUUUCGUAGCUUCUGUAACGAGCUAAACUGUUUUCAGAUGUGUGAACAUGAUUGCACAAGGGUUUUCUAAUCAUCAAUUAGCCUUCUGAGCCAAUGAGCAAACACAUUGUACCAUUAGAACACUGGA
Messenger RNA from Entelurus aequoreus (snake pipefish), 6205 nucleotides. RefSeq names its product transport and golgi organization 6 homolog (Drosophila) (gene tango6). Gene Ontology annotation, biological process: protein secretion. The record is from RefSeq and is a predicted model, not a curated record. The transcript is spliced from 18 exons. NCBI's taxonomy places the organism in Eukaryota, Metazoa, Chordata, Actinopteri, Syngnathiformes, Syngnathidae. The coding region runs from base 430 to 3633 and encodes 1067 amino acids.